Molecule: messenger RNA, 1855 nt
Organism: Nycticebus coucang (slow loris)
Lineage: Eukaryota; Metazoa; Chordata; Mammalia; Primates; Lorisidae
Gene: LTO1
Product: LTO1 maturation factor of ABCE1
Exons: 6
Coding region: 90-503 (137 amino acids)
Source: RefSeq, a predicted model, not a curated record
GCUCCUUAGAAGCGGUGAGUCGGUGACUGAGCUUCGGGAGCUGGCAACGGCGGCGCAGGGUGGCAGGCGGGGGCGGGCCGGCUGCCGCCAUGGCUGGAAGCCAGGACAUGUUCGACGCCAUCGUGAUGGCUGAUGAGAGGUUUCGUGGGGAAGGGUAUCAAGAAGGCUAUGAAGAAGGCAGUAGUUUGGGUGUAAUUGAAGGAAGACAAUAUGGCACUUUACAUGGAGCUAAAAUUGGAUCUGAGAUUGGGUGCUAUCAAGGCUUUGCUUUUGCAUGGAAAUGCCUCUUGCACAGUUGUGCCACUGAAAAAGACAGCAGGAAGAUGAAAGUCUUAGAUUCAUUGAUUGAAAUGAUUCAGAAAUUCCCGUAUGAUGACCCUACUUAUGAUAAACUCCAUGAAGACUUAGACAAAAUUAGAGGAAAAUUUAAACAGUUUUGUUCAUUACUCAAUGUUCAGCCAGACUUUAAAAUUAGUGCAGAAGGUUCUGGACUUUCAUUUUGAGGAUGACAGAUGAACAAAGACGAAACAUCAAGGAACAGAUGUCCGUCCCACCCAGGGAUCCACACAGCACUCGGGGAGCCCAGAGGCGGGGUGAGGUGUUCAGCUGUGCCUGAGGAAUAAGGUGAGCAGGGAAGGCUUCCCCGAGGAGGUGGCUUUCGCCCCAUCGCUUUGUGAGCUUUCAUUUGACCUCACACCACCAUGGAGAAGUCUCUUCCAUCCUACCUGAAAACACCGACGUUACCUGGAGACACCAGGAACUGUGAGUAAUAGGUAAGGCCAUAUUCCUGGCCGUGUUCUGGUCCUUCAUGAGGGAGGUGAGGAACGGGUUAGCAACUCAGAAAACUGAAGUCACCGAGUUACCAUGAUUUAUCAGAGAAAAGCAGACACUGUUCUGUGCUUCGUAGGACACGGGUCUAAAAGGUACAGUGAGUUGUCCAAGCCAGCAUGGCUAAGUGGCUUAGCAUGGGCUGCUCAGAUGAAUUUUCCAGGAAGGAAGGUCCCUCCUCGUGAGUAGACUUUUCCAUACCUCUUCAUGGAUGAUAAACUCCUCAGCUGGUAUUGACGGCCUUGGUGUCCCCUGUUAUGACAGUGUCUUUGGCUGGUCUUUCUAAUGCCGUUUGCCAGAUCAGCUGGGCCUCAGGGGGUGGAGUUUCUCUUGGAUGGGCCUGAACUUGAGUCUUGCUUCUGCCCACGGAAGAGUGUGUGGGCAGUGGAGCCUGAGUGGCCUGGAGAUGCUCACUGAGACAGUAAGGAUUCACGUUCCUUUGUGUUCCUCUGCUGUUCCCAGUGGCUGUGCACCCCUAAAAUAGCAGGGCACACAGGUGCCUGCUGCCCAGUAUUGAGAGCUGUUUCCCCCAGAAGGAGUAUUGAGCCCUAUCCCUAGUUCCUGUGAGUGUGACCUUAUUUGGAAACUAGGGUCUUUGCAGAUUUCAUUAAGUUAUUAGUUAAGUUGCGGUUGUACUAGAGCAGGGGGGCCCUUCCUGUGACUAGUGUCUUUUUAUUUAUUUAUUUUUCUGAGAUGGGGUCUCACUCUGGCACCCAGCCUGGAAUGCAGUAGAAGGAUAACAGCUCACUACAGCCUCGAACUCCUGGGCUCAAUGGGUCCUCCCACCUUGGUGCCCCAAAGUGCUGGAACUAAGAAGAGGAGGAGCCACCUGGAAAGAGGAGAGCGCUGCGUGAAGGCACAGAGUAAGCGGGCAGACCGGCGCGUGAACGUGGAAGCGGAGGUGCAAGUCGCCUGGUCGCAAGCUGAGGAAAGCUGCCUGAAACCACCAGAAGCCAGAGAGACAGCAGGCCUGCACACUCCCUGAUUCACAUUUCUGUCCUGGGAGGGAAUAAAUUUCAGUUGUUUG